AUGAUGCCAACGUUGCCGUCUGGUCUACCCGAACCAGUCGACGAUGGAGCUUGCAACCACUUGACAGGGCUCACCCUCCCCCGCAUCAGUCUUCCGACUACGAAUACCUCGGCCGUCCAAGUUGACCUGUCUGCUCUCGACGGGUUGACAAUCGUCUUCUGUUAUCCUCGCUCUGCCGCAGCGGGAGAAUCCGUUCCCCCGGACUGGGACGCCAUCCCAGGAGCACGCGGCUGCACGCCUCAAGCCUGUUCCUUUCGCGACAAUGCGGGCGCAUUAUAUGCCUCCGGAGUCAAAUUCCUGUUUGGGCUGUCUACCCAGGGCUCCGAGACACAGAGUGAGUUCCAUGACAGGACUCAUCUGCCAUAUGACCUCCUGAGUGAUGAGAAGCUGCAAUUCGCGGAGGCUCUCAAGCUUCCUCUAUUUGAAUGGAAAGGUCAAACUCUGAUAAAGCGGUUGACCCUGGCGAUAUCCAAGGGCAAGAUUAUCAAGUUUUGGUAUCCGGUGUUUCCUCCUGAUCAAAAUGUAUUCGCUGUUUUGGAAUGGCUAAAGGGGGAAGUUGAGAAAUAA
This is a messenger RNA of Metarhizium robertsii ARSEF 23, 567 nucleotides long. RefSeq names its product redoxin family protein. Gene Ontology annotation, biological process: cellular response to oxidative stress; cell redox homeostasis. NCBI's taxonomy places the organism in Eukaryota, Fungi, Ascomycota, Sordariomycetes, Hypocreales, Clavicipitaceae. The coding region runs from base 1 to 567 and encodes 188 amino acids. The record is from RefSeq and is a predicted model, not a curated record. The transcript has a single exon. Gene Ontology annotation, molecular function: thioredoxin peroxidase activity. Gene Ontology annotation, cellular component: cytoplasm.